Molecule: messenger RNA, 3715 nt
Organism: Helianthus annuus (common sunflower)
Lineage: Eukaryota; Viridiplantae; Streptophyta; Magnoliopsida; Asterales; Asteraceae
Product: ABC transporter B family member 4
Exons: 9
Coding region: 2-3706 (1234 amino acids)
Biological process (GO): transmembrane transport
Cellular component (GO): membrane
Molecular function (GO): ATP binding; ABC-type transporter activity; ATP hydrolysis activity
Source: RefSeq, a predicted model, not a curated record
GAUGAAUGCAGGUCGUAAAGAAGAAGAAAAACAUAGCACUGAUACGGCACCGUUUUAUAAGCUAUUUGCAUAUGCAGAUUCCACAGAUUACAUGUUGAUGAUUGCUGGUACGGUUGGCGCGGUUGGUAAUGGAUUAUGUGCACCCCUCAUGAGUGUUCUGUUGGGUGACCUUACUAAUUCUUUUGGCGAAAACCAGAAUAACAAUUAUGUGGUUCUUGCUGUUUCUAAGGUAUCAUUGAAAUUUAUGAACGUGGCUGUUGCGGCUGGUGUGGUCUCAUUCCUCCAGGUUGCAAUGUGGAUGACAACAGGAGAAAGACAAGCUGCAAGAAUAAGGAAUUUGUAUCUAAAAACAAUAUUAAGACAAGAUGUUUCCUUCUUUGACAAGGAAACACACACUGGGGAAGUUGUUGGCAGGAUGUCCGGUGAUACAGUCCUCAUACAAGACGCCUUGGGGGAAAAGGUUGGAAAAUUCAUACAACUAAUGUCCACAUUUGUGGGAGGUUUUGUUAUAGCGUUUUUCAACGGAUGGCUUCUUACACUUGUCAUGUUAACAUCGAUUCCGCCAUUGGUGAUUUGCGGUGGAAUUAUGUCAGUAACCGUAUCCAAGAUGGCAUCACGAGAACAGAACGCUUAUGCUAAAGCAGCAAAUAUAGUCGAACAGACAAUCGGCUCAACCAAGAUGGUUGCUGCUUUCUCGGGGGAGAAAAAAGCGGUGGAUGAAUACAAUAAGUUCCUUGUUGAUGCUUACAAUUCUAGUGUUCAUCAGGGUCUAGCCACUGGGCUUUGUCUUGGAUUGAUGAUGUUGGUUAUAUUAUGUAGUUAUGCCUUGGCAUUUUGGUAUGGCGCUAAGAUGAUACUCGAGAAAGGGUACACUGGGGGCACGGUGAUUACUGUAAUGAUUGCUGUGCUCACUGGAUCCAUGUCUCUUGGGCAGGUGUCAUCGUGUUUGAGUGCAUUUGCAACAGGCCGGGCAGCAGCAUUCAAGAUGUUUGAAACUAUAAACAGAAAGCCCGAAAUAGAUGCAUAUGACACAAAAGGGAAAGUAUUAUCCGAUAUUCGUGGUGACAUAGAAUUAAGAGAUGUGUAUUUCACUUAUCCAGCAAGACCAGAUGAGGAAAUAUUCAGUGGGUUUUCUCUUCAUGUCCCAAGUGGGACGACUGCAGCUUUGGUUGGUCAAAGUGGAAGCGGAAAGUCAACGGUGAUCAGCCUAAUAGAGAGAUUUUAUGAUCCUCAAGCAGGGGAAGUUCUUAUUGAUGGUAUUAAUCUCAAAGAAUUCCAAUUAAAAUGGAUUAGACAGAAAAUUGGUCUUGUUAGCCAGGAACCAGUUUUGUUUACAUCCAGCAUUAAGGAUAAUAUUAUGUACGGGAAGGAUGACGCUUCUAUGGAUGAGAUACGAGCAGCAGUCGAGCUUGCAAAUGCUGCUAAAUUCAUCGAUGAACUACCUCAGGGACUGGAUACCAUGGUUGGUGAGCAUGGAACACAACUAUCAGGUGGACAGAAGCAAAGAAUUGCUAUUGCCAGAGCGGUUCUUAAAGAUCCUAGAAUCCUUCUUUUGGAUGAAGCAACAAGUGCACUCGACGCAGAAUCUGAGAGACUUGUGCAGGAGGCACUGGACCGGAUAAUGGUGAAUAGAACAACCGUCAUUGUUGCACAUCGAUUAAGCACAGUUAGAAAUGCCGACAUGAUUGCGGUCCUUCAUCGGGGGAAGAUAGUUGAGAAAGGAUCACAUUCAAGGCUAAUUCAAGAUCCCGAAGGCGCGUACUCUCAACUUAUUAAAUUACAGGAAAAUUAUAACUCAGAUGACCAAGAUAAAUCAGAAACCCGUAAAGAACUCAGAAGUCUAUCAAGUAAAAAAUUAUCCUUCCAACGGUCAAUGUCCAUCUCAUUAGAUUUACUGCCACAAAUUGGCGUCCCACCACCCGAAUCCACGGAUAUUGAAUCGCAACAAGAUUCAAAAAAGCAACCCACAGUCCCACUCCGCCGCCUUGCAUAUCUCAACAAACCAGAAAUACCAGUACUCAUAAUCGGUUCAAUAUCUGCUAUUAUUAACGGAACAAUAUUUCCCCUUUUUAGCAUACUGCUUUCAAGCAUGAUUAAAACAUUUUAUGAACCUCCACAGAAAAUGAAAUCGGACUCAAAAUUCUGGGCUCUAAUGUUUGUAAUCUUGGGAGUUGUAUCAUUUCUAGCUUAUCCUGGGAGAUCAUAUUUAUUCUCUGUUGCUGGGUCUAAACUAAUAAAACGAAUCAGAUCAUUAUGCUUUGAGAAAGUGGUUAACAUGGAGGUCGGUUGGUUCGAUAAGCCUGAAAACUCAAGCGGUGCAAUAGGUGCACGGUUGUCGGCUGAUGCAGCCAGUGUUCGUGGUUUGGUUGGUGACGCACUUGCUCAAAUUGUUCAGGAUUCCUCGUCGGUUGCCACCGGUUUAUUCAUUGCUUUUGCAGCCUGCUGGCAGUUGGCUCUCAUUAUUCUUGCUUUGAUACCGUUAAUGAGUGUUAAUGGAUAUGUUCAGAUGCGGUUUAUGAAAGGAUUCAGUGCUGAUGCUAGAUUGAUGUACGAGGAAGCAAGCCAGGUGGUGAAUGAUGCUGUCGGGAGUAUAAGGACAGUAGCGUCUUUUUGCGCAGAAGAGAAAGUUAUGCAACUGUAUGGAAGUAAAUGCGAGGGCCCCAAAAAGACUGGGAUAAAACAAGGGUUAAUUAGCGGGAUCGGGUUUGGCGUUUCGUCUGCUUUACUUUUUUGUAUGUAUGCCACUAGUUUUUACGCAGGAGCCCGGUUUGUUGAGGCGGGAAUAACUAAUUUCACAGAUGUUUAUAAGGUUUUCUUUGCUUUAGCAAUGGCGGCAUUAGCAGUGUCUCAAUCAAGCUCGUUUGCACCUAAUACAAGUAAAGCCAAAGGCUCCGCGGCCUCAGUUUUUGCAAUUCUUGAUCGAAAGUCAAAGAUUGACCCGGGUGAUGAAUCAGGUUUGACUUUGGAAAUGGUGAAAGGGGAAAUCAAGAUUCAUCAUAUUAGCUUUAGAUAUCCUACCAGACCCGAAGUUGAGAUAUUCCGUGAUUUGUGCUUAACAAUCCGUAGUGGCAAGACGGUGGCAUUGGUUGGUGAGAGUGGAAGCGGGAAAUCAACGGUUAUCCAACUUUUACAAAGAUUUUACAAUCCGGAUUCGGGCUCUAUCACAUUGGACGGAACUGAGUUGCAAAAAUUUAAACUCAAGUGGCUGAGGUUGCAGAUGGGUCUGGUUAGUCAAGAACCUGUCUUGUUUAAUGACACCAUUCGGGCCAAUAUUGCUUAUGGAAAGGAUGGUGAGGCCACAGAGUCUGAAAUAAUAGCUGCUUCCGAGUUGGCCAAUGCCCACAAAUUCAUUAGUGGCUUACACCAGGGUUACAAUACAAUGGUAGGGGAAAGAGGGGUGCAAAUGUCAGGUGGACAGAAACAAAGGCUUGCUAUUGCUAGAGCCAUAGUGAAGAGUCCCAAAAUACUACUGCUAGAUGAGGCUACUAGUGCAUUGGAUGCUGAUUCAGAAAGAGUGGUGCAAGACGCGUUGGAUAGGGUCAUGGUUAACCGAACCACAUUGGUGGUGGCUCAUCAGUUGUCAACUAUCAAGGGCGCUGAUGUUAUCGCAGUCAUCAAGAAUGGAGUAAUCGUUGAGAAAGGAAAGCAUGAAAAAUUAAUUAACAUUAAGGACGGAGUAUAUGCAUCAUUAUCACGCUCCACAUAAACUCUUCCA